AUGAUUAACUUAGAAGAUUUAAUAAAUUUAGAAAAUGGAAAGACAAUAGAUAUAAAAGAAGAUGAAAGUGUGAACAAAGUAUUAGAAAUGGUUAAAGAUGAUGUUGAAGAUUUUGUAAACAGAAAAGAAGUCAAAAAGAUAGAUAAGACUAAAGUAUUAGAAAACAGUAAAUUAGGAAGAAAGAUAAGCAAAAUAGUUAGUAAGAGCGGAAUAGUAAAUCAAACAUUCAAAGUAAAAUUACAAGCAGAAUUUGAUAAAAAGAUGCAUAGAAUUAAAAGAAUAAAAAGUGCUUCAUUUAGAAAAGCAAAAAAACAACAAGAACUUAAAAAUAAUUUGUAUGAAGAACUUAACUCAACAUCUACAAUUAGUGAGGAAGAACAAGAAUAUGUACCACUGAUUUCUAUAAAUAAUUCAAAGAUAAAAAUAAAGAAAGAAAUUAAUAAAGAAUUAGUUAGUGAUGAAUCAAAUCAAGAUUUUUAUAAAGAAAAACAGGAAAUAGUAAAUAGAGAAGCACCAAGGGAAGACAUUAAAGUCUUACCAGGAUGGAACAGUUGGGCAGGUCCUGGACUCAAAGUUAAAAGAACUAAAUACAAUACAAUAAGAAAUGAAAUUAAAGGAAUAGAAAUUUCUAAAAGAUCUGAUUUUCAAAAGUCUAAUUUAAUAAUCAAUGAGAAAGUAAAAUACGAUUUAAAAUAUAAGUGUGAUAAUUUAAAGAGUGAACCAAGUGACUAUAAAACAAUGAAAUUGAAACUAAAAAACAAUAAAGUUAAUGGAUUAGAUUACGAUGUCAAAGAAUAUGAAAGUUAA
This is a messenger RNA of Hepatospora eriocheir, 807 nucleotides long. NCBI's taxonomy places the organism in Eukaryota, Fungi, Microsporidia, Hepatosporidae. The record is from the annotation of a GenBank genome assembly.